AUGAAGGUGAUAUUCUUGACCCUCCUCUGGUUCUGCUCCCUUACCGUCAUCGUGUCGCCCUCUCCUGCUGGCAGUGAGAGCGGAAACGACCAUUGCGCACAUGACAGCGAGCGAUGGGAGAAGUGGAUGUCGCUGAAGCAUGCGUAUCACUGGGGUGUCAUGUACAGCAACAUGUAUGUCACUGAGACUCUCAGGGCGUCGCAAGAGGAAGUCACUCAGCUAUCCUCCUCCCCACUGCACGACAUACCGGUGUUUGUCCACAACAAACCGAGCAGGACAGACAGGAGGGCACAUACCCAGCAGCUCUUGAAGGUCGUGGGUUUCUCGCGCGUUGAGUUUCCUCCCGAUGGUUCGCUGCACGAGCUGGAGGAGCGGGAGAUGCUGGAGAAAGGACUCAUCGCCCGGGAGGCAGUGGAGGUCAUGAAGGCGUCGGCUCAGAUUGGUCCACAAGGCUUCUUGCCGUACGCGAGACACGCCAUCAAGCAGCUGUCUGUGAUCCGAUCAGCAGCUGAGGCGAACCUGAGCUUCUUCGGGAGGAUGAAGAUGGUGAUUCUGUGGUGUGCUGAUGCUUUAUGUGUUGAUGAGUGGGAUACUGAUGAAGAUGUCGAGUACAAGGACGGCAGAAGUCAGAGGAGGUUUGACUUGCAUGGCAGGUGUUUUGAGAACUGCAGUCACCUCUGCUACCUUGAGGGAGAAGAUCUCAUAGCAAGGUCAGCGUCUCCAGCUUGCAGCGCGGCUAUCCUCUACACCCUCAAGGGUGCGAGGAGGAUCCUGGAGCUUUGCGAUCCAGUCUUCCACGCUAUCGACAUCAUGCUGCCUUCGCUCAUUUCUUCUGGAAAGCUUGAGGCGUACGCCAUGACGCCUCCUCCCUUCUACCAGGAUGGGUCGCUGGGCUCGGACGUUUGGAGGAAACGAGACUUCAGGGCGUCGGUUCCAGUCGCCUGGCCGGUCUGUGCAGAGCAGAGUGAGGCACUGCGAGGAGAGAGCAAGUUUGACAGCAGGUUAACGGUCGGUCAGCUCCUGGUACAGGAGGAUGCGCAGUACCUUGUGAGCAUGCUCGAGAUACUUCGCAGUCCUCUGCCCCACCAGGAGAGCAUCGAGAGGAGCGUGAGAUCAGGAGGAGGCCUCCUUGUCCUUAGCGACACUCUGGAGCGAUGGGAGGAGGAGGAGCUGCAAGGGCUGGCGGGCAUCAAAUAUUUCUUGUGCUCGGACGAGAGCUGCGAGGAGGGAAAGGAGGUGGGGGUCACCUUGGUGAUGCGAGCGAGGAGGGUGGAGGGGUACAUGUACCAGUUCGUUCGGGUCUUCCGACGGUCCAUCCUCCUCCUCGAGGAUGUAGCUCAAGUGCCCUGCCUGCGUGCCAAGACCUGCAGGAUGAGAAUGACGAGGAUCACUAUCAACAACAAGAGAACCUCGGCCCUCCGAGACGUGGCCAUCUCCACCGACCGCCCAAUGCAGGUGCCGGUAUGCUUCCUCCUCCUCAACGGCAGCAGCGAGAUACUGAAGGAGCAAGCCGUCAUCGAGCUCUCCUCUUCUCCUCGCUCCCUCCUCUCCUCCUCAGCUCAAGGAGCAGCUACCAGCAGGCGCUUGCUCUUGGAGGGAUUGGUCAGGUUCCUCUAUCCCCUCGUUCGCUUCUCUUUCAUUGCUCUGUGCAACGGAACGUCAGUGCAGGACGGGGCAUGUGCAGCAACAGCGUCCCGCUGUGUCGAGCAAGGGGAGCUGCUUCCCGAGCUCUGCUCUUCUCCCCACCUGGACCCGCAGAAGGCAGUUGCCGUCUCAAAGUGGUCAGCUCUUUCCCAGCUGAUCAGCUCAAGGCCUCCCGUUUCCUUCUCAGCUCUGCUGGAUGGGAAGCACAUGAACAACCUACACGUCAGUGUCGGUGCCCACAAGGUGAAGAUCCUUGUGUACGAGGGAGGAGGGGCGAUGGCCGCAGGCCUGUCGUUCCUUGCCCAGCAGGUGAAGUACGUCUGCGUCCUCGACCCUCUCCGUGUCACCUCCUGCGACUUGGAAGUCAGUGUUGAGGACGGGCUGAAUCACUACAUCAUCGAGCUCAACGAUCACGAGGAGGAGGUGCUCUACAGCAGCGCUGGCGUUGUCUCUGCGCACCCGCACGCCCCGUCCCCUCCCAUCCUCCUUCCCUCCUCCGUCAGUCAGGACGUCUGCGUCCACUUCCUCAGCCCGGCACAUGACGAUCUACUCCAGCUCUCGCCGGCCUCGUCUUGUGUCCCCGUCCUCCUGCAGAUCGAGGAGGGCUGUCUCGCCUCGCAUGCCCAGCCGCAGCUGUUCCUCCUGCAGAACUCCAAGAGGAUCGUCGACUUUGAACUGCAGACGGGAGGAGGAGGCUGGCAGCUUUGGUUCCCCUGCGUCGCCCUGGAGGAAGGAUACAACCUGCUCGAAGUUGUCUCCUCCUCUGACUUGACUGCUGGACCCAUCGUCCUCCUUGCCGACCUCUCCCUGCAUGUUAAGCUGACACAAGACCUGGGAGACGAGCUCAAGUCCAGCUGGAAGAUGCCAACGUCUUCCUCGUCCAGCCCUGAUGUCAGCUGGAUCCUGCCAGCUGGGAAAUUCUCUUCGUCUCCUCCAGAAGCGAUAGAAGCCUCGCUGCGAGCCCUCUUGGAGGCGCUUGACAGGCACGAGCUCGAUGCGGAGGUGAUCGUGGUCGGCUACGGGGAGGAGAGGAUGAAACUCUCCUCGCACCCCCGCGUCAGGUUGCUGCUGGUUGACUCUCGGCAGGUUGAGGAGGUCAACAGGAAGAUCAACUUGCAGAAGGAGGGAGAGGGAGAGGGAGCAGCAUGCGAGGAGGACGCGACCUGGGCCGACUGGAACCCUCAGGAGGAGAGGAGCUGCGACGAUUGGUCGCUUGAUUUGUGCGUGCGCGAGUUUCUUUCUUUGGACCCUCACGGUCUCCGGCAGUGGAUGUAUGCUUGCCGCCACGAGCUGCGCUGUUCCUCCCUCCCCACCACUGCCUGCUGCUCCUGCCGCUCCCUCCUCGACGCCUCGUGGCCCGCCAUCCCUGGUCCCUCCAUCGGCGCGGAGCAUCUGGCGGUGGCUCUCAACCUCGGAGCAGCGCAGGCGAGAGGGAAAUUUCUCCUCUUGCUACCAGGAGCGACGUUCUUCCCUCACGAGCUGUUUGAGAGCAUGAGCACCGGUGCCUUCAGCUUGCGCUCCUUCUACCACGUCCCUUCCUCCAGGGCCCGGAGCCUCCUCGCCGACUCCUCCUACUCUCGUGAACUUGGGACAGGAAGCAUCUGUCAGGUCGCAGCCGAAGCCUCUCCGCGCAUCUCCUUCAAGUUCGUCGCCCUCCUGGCCCCCCGUCAAGCCUUCCAAGUGGUCGGAGGUCUCAUCGAGGUGGAGAGGCGGAACCCUCUGCGCUACCUCGCCCUGGCGCUCAGCAGCUGGGGUUACAAGUCGCAUCGCCUUGAGGGCUGCGACGUCUACACAGUGGAAGGCGAAGGAGGGGAAGGAGGGUACGGGGAGGAUGCGGUCGAGGACUACUUCUACAAGAGGAACGAGCAACGAGUCGUGGCUGGAGAUCGAGAGUUCUUACGCGAGGAAUCGAACAUCUUCUCUCGCUUCAUACUCCAGCAACACCCCCCUCCUUCCCUCUACCCUCCUGUUGAUCAGAACCCUCGUCAGCCCACCAGCCGUUACAUCCGGGGGAUCUGUUAA
This is a messenger RNA of Guillardia theta CCMP2712, 3666 nucleotides long. RefSeq lists its product as hypothetical. Bases 1 to 3666 code for a protein of 1221 amino acids. The transcript has 4 exons. Lineage: Eukaryota; Cryptophyceae; Pyrenomonadales; Geminigeraceae. The record is from RefSeq and is a predicted model, not a curated record.